Molecule: messenger RNA, 2058 nt
Organism: Cryptococcus deneoformans JEC21
Lineage: Eukaryota; Fungi; Basidiomycota; Tremellomycetes; Tremellales; Cryptococcaceae
Exons: 3
Coding region: 112-1800 (562 amino acids)
Source: RefSeq, a predicted model, not a curated record
UAACUGGCCUCAUCUACUAAUUGGCCUCAUCUACUAAUUGGCCUCAUCUACUAAUUGGCCUCAUCUACUAACUGGCCCGACUGGGUGUUCAAGUAAACUGUUCAGACAAAAAUGAUGGAAACAAUGACAUCCACCUACACUCCAUUAGCGAGGCGUAUCCGCCAAGCUGCCCAAUUCGUAGGCGACUACUUUGACGACGAGAAAAUGUCCCCAUAUCCUAUCCUCGCAUUCCUCUCGAACAAACUAGACCGUCCACCGUCUGUCCUCGCCCAUUCGUUCUUGCUGCUCCUCCUCUCUGGAGUUUUGCUGAAUCCUUACCACCUUUCGGGAGUUAUCGUCAAUAUCCUCGGUCUCCUCUGGCCAGGAUGGUUGACGAUUAGGCAUAUAUCUUCUCUCCAAGCCUCAUCGGAUGCGAAAGUGAAUCCCAAGCCCAAAUUCUUGGCCAGAGCCAGGGUAAGGACGACCAGGACAGGAGAAAAGGAGUGGCCAUCCCAAACGAAACGACUAAUAGACUACUGGAUCCUGUACUCAUUUUCUACAGUUGUCGAAUCAACGGUCGCACAAGAUACCCUCCUUGCUUUGAUACCCCUCUGGUGGGCUUUCAAAAUCCUCGCCAUCGUCUGGGGAUCUAUCAGUCUUAGUCUUGGUGCUGCUGAUGCUGCCGGUGCUUCUAGUGGGGCAAAGGAAAAGACGAGACCGAGACCGCUCAAGCUGCGUACAAACUCCAACCUGAUCCGUAUCCCUUCCCCAACCAUCGCUAAAACUUCUCAAACCGCUUACGGGGAUAUCGACUCUUCUUCUUCUUCUUCUUCUCCCUCCCAACACUCUUCCUCUGCCACUGCAGUCGACACGUCCUAUACCAACCCUUACCCCGGGAUCUCCACUGGCACUGGCACUGGCACUGGCACUCGUACAGGAGCAGCGGCGGAGACGGGUCCUACCCCGAAUAGCCCCGAGCUUCAAGCUUCAAGGGAUGAACUCGGGCAGAUCAGUCCAGUCUUAUCCCGUACCCCUGAACAUUUACGCCCACGCCAUGAGUCCGCAGGACCUGAAGGGAAAGAAGAAGGGCCAGCGACGGCGACGAGUGAAUAUGGGAGUGGAGUAUUUGGGUUGAGUGAGGUGGAUCGGGAGUCUGAAAUCUCUGAUUCUGACUCUGACUCUGACACUGGUCCUGAUUCCGACUCCAACUCUGAGACGGAUCCUGGUUCCGGUUCCGAGUCGGAUUCCAACACAAACUCUGACUCUGACGCUAGGUCCGACUCUGACCCUAAUGCCCCUUUCUCAGACUCAUCACCUCUCCCUCGUCCCCCUUCCCCUUCCCCCUCCCUUGCCACUAACCCUACUAGCCCUAACACAAGUGCACGCCCCAGCCACUCCAACAACCCCAACCCCAACCCCAACCCCAUCACAGCCAACGCCGCCAACGCCGCCUUCACGGACGACUCUAACGACAUCCGUCUACCUCUGGAUACACCGCUUGAUGAGUUGGCAUUGAGGGGUUUGAAGACUAUCGAGCUUGAAGUGGAGGAGGAAGAGGAAGAGCAAGAUGGAGAUGGACAGGCGGAAAUUGGGCAUUGGGAAGGAAGGGAGGGGCGGGAAAAGGAAAAGAGUAUGAAGAUCGAUCCCGCCCCAGUUCCUUCAUCCCCCGGCAACCCUACCAAGCCUCCCGCCACUCGUCCCCAAAAUCCGCUGGGAGAAAUGGGCGAAGGGAGUAUCACCCGCCUCACGCUCGAUGACCUUCUCGCACUCGAGGACAAUGGAUCCUUUUCCCCGCCCCCCCCCCCCUCCCGACCGGUAUGAAAGGUAUGACCAGCAGGAGCGAAAGGAAUGAUAAGAGUGCUGGUAUUAGUGGAUUCGGCAGUAAGGAGAUUACGUUGGAUGGGUUUGAAGAGAUGUAUGCUGGUGGUGACGGUAGGGGGCUUGUGGGUAAUACAGAUCCAAAGAGGAAGGAGAUUGUACCGGGCUUCGAACCUUUGCAAACUCAAAAGGCGAGUUCGGCGGGGGAUGUUCAAGUGUGAUCAGAAUUUGUAGGACAGUUAGUUGAUUGAUUAUGCAUUU